GUGGACUACAGUGAGAUAAGGAAAAAGUGGUGGUGAAAAUUGAAAUUGAGUUUUAAAAAAAGUUGCUAAAUAGUGCACUUUUAAAAUGAUGGCGUUACGAAUUCUACCCAUCUUACAAGUGAUCAUUACACUGUGCAUGCAGAGUACUUUUGCCGUGCCGAUUUAUGGUACCAAGAGGUACGGUCAGUCGUACCGUAUGACUCCUUAUUACCCCAUGGUGCGCUCCACGAGGCACCCGACUAACUACCCUGAGGUAUACCCAUCCACCGGCAACUAUGAUGAAUACUACACUCCGGAUGGAUUGCCGAUUUACUACCCAAAAACUUCAAAGUAUGAGGUAUAUCAAGCUGUUAUGCCUUACUACUAUCAGGAAAGACCUUUGUCCCACUACAAUUAUUACUAUGACGAUCCAUAUGCCACCUUGCAAGAAGAAUUGCUGGCGGAAACUGAACGAGAAGAGCGAGAGGAUUCCCAACCCAUCGGCCAUGAAGUGAUGUACCAAAAGGAUUACGAGCACGAACGAGAUGAUACAGAUGAUACCCGAGUCGCCUUUCUGCAAAACUUGAUCCUCACCCAAAUGUACAAUGAUAAAGAGAGGGCAAAACAACAAAAACCACAAGGUUACGAUGGUUAUGACUACGAUUUACAGCAGUAUGAUGAACCUUACUACAGUGAUGAAGAUAAAGACGUGGACGAUUUAAAAGAGUUGGCUAGAAAUCAGAACAAAAACCAACAAAUACCCAAGCAAACCAAUGAAUAUUUACCUCAUUGGUACAACAAGAAGCCCAGCCAAAAAGUAGUGGCAAACCUCUUCAACACCGAAGCCAAACGAGGAAACGUCAACCAACAGAACCAACAAAAGGAAGUCAAGCAUAAUGAACGCAAAAUGAUAUUUAAAGUAACACCGACGGAACAACCCAUAGUGGAAGGUACGUCCAAAGGCGAAGGUCAGAAAGAAAUCGUCAUGAUGCGUCCAGCAACACCCGUAAGAAACCCGUUCAGUAACCAGGUGUUGGAGAUGAUGUCCAAAAGUGACGACAAGAAGAAGAGGUCACCUUCUGUCUACGAUACCAUCAAGAAGAUGUUGGAGAUGGAGAAAAGCUUGGAAAAUAAACAACAAUCCAACCAACAGUUACGUCCCACUAUGAAAAAACGUAUCAUCUCCAGCGAAGACAGUCUAAUAAAACAGCUCACGGUGCUUAAGAAGGCACAGUAAGUCAAUGUAUAUAAAUAUUACCAAAAAUUUUAAAUUAGUAGUCUCACACCCUUCCACUAAUCCCUAUGUAAGUGUGUUAAUUGAUUUGGCUCAUAAAAAAGAAACUCGUGUUAUUGAAAGAGUUUGUCAAAAAAAGCGCUACUUCUAUGGGAAAGGAUGAGACCUGAGAGUUUGUUACUAAGACUGAUCUUACCAAGUAUUAACUUUACUCAUUAGA
Molecule: messenger RNA, 1433 nt
Organism: Brassicogethes aeneus
Lineage: Eukaryota; Metazoa; Arthropoda; Insecta; Coleoptera; Nitidulidae
Source: the annotation of a GenBank genome assembly